Racocetra persica is the source of this 154-nucleotide messenger RNA. The record is from the annotation of a GenBank genome assembly. Lineage: Eukaryota; Fungi; Glomeromycota; Glomeromycetes; Diversisporales; Gigasporaceae.
CUUUACUACUUAAUCAAAUAAGUAAAAAAUCUGAGUUAGUAUUUGCACAACUUAAAACUUUAGAAUUAAUUCGUGAAGAAGCAAAAAACAAUUUAAAGUUAAAAAAUGAAUUAUUUGUAUCAAUUAAAAAUAUUCAAAACAUGUUAAAUGAAAG